UAAUCAUCAGAUCCCCUCAAGUUUUAGAAGGAGAUCUUGGAAUGAAGAUUAUGGUGGGACUUUUGAUAUAGCUGUGGUCUGUACUGUCGUUUGCAAUUCUCAACCUAGUAAUGGUCUUCUAGAUUUUCUUCCUACUCCCGCCCCCAGCACCUUGCUGCUUGGAGACCUAAUGGAGCUUCCGGUUCCCCUAUGUAUAUCUGAUGUUGAUGCAAUCUUCUGUAUUGACUGCCAUAUUAUGUUGCAAAAACCCAAAGCCUAUCUCACCCACUAAGAUUUCGAGCUCAUCAACCCCUUUGUCUUCUCUCCUCUCUUCUUCAUUCAAGUUUCAUGGAAGACGGCAACAGACUGCAAGUAGUAAUGUUUCCAUGGCUAGCCACUGGACAUCUCAUACCAUUUCUCCGACUCUCCAAGCUCUUAGCUGAAAAGGGUCACAAAAUCUACUUUGUAUCAACGCCCAGGAACCUUAAUAGGCUUCCUAAAAUACCAAAACAACUAUCUUCAGAAAUUAUUCUAGUAUCUUUUCCCUUUCCUCAUGUACCCAACUUACCAUCCUGUGCAGAGUCAUCUACAGACGUACCUUACACCAAACAACAGUUACUAAAGAAAGGCUUUGAUUUGCUUGAACCACCACUGACGACUUUCCUUGAAUCCUCAAAACCAGAUUGGAUUUUCUACGAUUAUGCUUCUCACUGGCUAUCAUCCGUAGCAGCAAGGCUUGGUAUCUCAUGUGCCUUCUUUAGUCUUUUCACUGCUGCAUGUUUAUCUUAUAUUGGGCCACCAUCAACUUUGAUGAAUAUUGGAGAUUCCCGGUCGAAAGCUGAGGACUUCACGGUCGUGCCCAAGUGGAUCCCUUUUGAAUCAGACAUUGUUUUCCGUUUGCAUGAGGUAACAAAGUAUGUGGAGAAAACAGAGGAAGAUGAAACUGGACCGUCGGAUUCGAUCCGGUUCGGUUUUGCAGCUGGAGGGAGUGAUGUUGUGAUCAUUAGAAGCUCUCCCGAGUUUGAACCGGAGUGGUUCAAUCUCUUACACGAUCAGCUGUACAAAAAACCAAUUAUACCAGUCGGGUUUUUGCCUCCGAUAGUCGAACAUAACGAAGAAGAUGAUACUAAGGAUGGUCUCAAGUGGGGUAAUAUCAAAGAGUGGUUGGAUAAACAAAAGGCUAACUCAGUAGUUUAUGUUGCCCUAGGGACUGAGGCUUCUUUGAGUGGUGAAGAAUUGAAAGAGUUAGCUCUUGGUUUGGAGAAUUCAACGUUACCUUUCUUUUGGGUACUCAACAAAAUACCUGGGUCAACUAAGAACGCGUUGGAUAUGCUACCAGAUGGCUUUCAGGAGCGAGUCAAGAAUCGUGGGAUUGUACAUGGGGGAUGGGCUCCACAGGUGAAAAUACUGAGUCAUGAUUCAGUUGGGGGGUUUAUGACUCACUGUGGUUGGAACUCCAUCAUAGAGGGGCUAACGUUUGGCCGAGUGUUGAUUCUGCUUCCAAUCCUAAAUGAUCAAGGGCUUAACUCAAGGUUGUUGCAUGGAAAAAAGCUUGGGCUGGAGAUACCAAGAAAGGAGCAAGAUGGAUCGUUUACAUGGGCAUCAGUGGCCGAGUCAAUGAGAACGGCAAUGGUAGAUGACUCGGGCGUACCGUGGAGAAACCGGGCAAGGGAAAUAAGAUGCUUGUUUGGGGACGUGGAUAGGAAUAACUGUUUUGUGGCAAGGCUUGUAAAUUACCUCGCGGAGAAUAAGAAGGCCCGGGUUCCAUAAAUGUCGAAUAGCUCACCUCGUGGAAAUGAACCCAAGGCCGGGAGCUCGCUGUUUGAGAUUUGAAAUGGCUUGUAACUCAUAAAAUACUUAUGAGCUUUCCU
Molecule: messenger RNA, 1850 nt
Organism: Populus euphratica (Euphrates poplar)
Lineage: Eukaryota; Viridiplantae; Streptophyta; Magnoliopsida; Malpighiales; Salicaceae
Product: UDP-Glycosyltransferase superfamily protein
Exons: 2
Coding region: 328-1749 (473 amino acids)
Molecular function (GO): UDP-glucosyltransferase activity
Source: RefSeq, a predicted model, not a curated record